AGAAGAGCAUAAUAUUUAGAGAUGGAGAUAGAUCAUGAACUUUUAAUCCCACAUUUAAUGAUGGAGGAACCAACUGUGAAAGAAGAAGACAUAAUUCACAACCAAACCAGUACUAAAGAAAUGUAUGAUGCAGAAAAACCAAGAUGCCUUCUGUCUCAUCCAGCUGACUCUCCUCACAACCUGUCCGUUGGAUGCGAUCCCAAACUUCCGCUUGGCUGCUUUACGUGCGGCGGAAAAACAACUGUGCGGCGGCAAGAUUAUCUCCACUUCCACUGCACCACCUGCGACGUAAAGUUCCACGAAGGUUGUCAAACGCGUCCGAGAAGGAUAACACAUCCUUAUCACCUCCAACACCCUCUCACUCUCUUCUAUCGAAACCCUGAAACCGGAAUUAUAUCCAACAUCAUCCCCUACUCCAGCCCUUACGAAUCCGACACAUCUGAUCCAGAAUCCAACUCAUCUGGUGAAGGGAAGUCUGAACUUGUCGAUAUUAUUCCGUCCAAAUCCGAUAUCAUUUUUGACAAGUGCACUUGGUGUGGAAAAGAUUUCAAAGGUGAUGUUUGGUUCUACCGUUGUUUGAUAUGUGGCUUUUGUUUGGAUCUCUCUUGUGCCUUAACUCUUCCACCUCUUACUAUUGCAAAUCCGAAAAGCCAUCAUCACUCACUCCUCUUCUUACCUCGGCCUUUAUUAGUUCCAUGUGAUGCUUGUGGGUUGGUCAACGCGUUGGAACCAAGUUAUGCUUGUUUUCAAUGUAAUUACAUGAUCCAUCAGAAUUGCAUAGAUCUACCUCGAGUCAUAAAGAUCACGCGUCACCAUCACCGUCUUUCUUUUACUCCUUUCGGGCCACCUCUGAUUUCUUUAUGCCGGGUUUGCUACAAAGAGGUUGAUAUCAAGUAUGGGCAAUAUUCUUGCCAGCACGAAGAUUGUUCUUAUGUAGCUCAUUCUAAAUGUGCAACACAUAAAAAUGUUUGGGAUGGGACGGAACUCGAGUGGGAAACAGAAGAGUCCGAUGAAAAUGAAGAUAUUGCGCCAUUCAAGGUGGUCGGUGAAGAUUUGAUAAAGCAUUUUUGUCAUAAACAUCACCUACGGCUCAAGAAGCACGAUGGUUUUCGAGAAGCAGAGAAGCAAUGUAGAGCGUGUGUAUUUCCAAUCGUCUCUCAUCAAUUCUAUCAUUGCAAGAUAUGCAAUUACUCUCUCCACGAGGUAUGUGCUGGUCUUCCUCGAAAACUUGAUCAUGCAUUGCACAAACACCGUCUUGUCCUAGACCCAUCUCCGCUACAUGACUACAGAAACAUGCAUUGUUCAACUUGUUCGCGAGCGUUCACGGGUUUCAGAUACAAAUGCUCAGAAAAGAUUUGCCAAGACCGCACAAAUCUCAAUAUAGAUGUUAGCUGCAUUUUGGUUCCCGAGUAUUUCACACAUAAAAGUCAUGAACAUCCCGUUGUCAUCUCCACAUCCUAUAGCGACACAGAUGAGAUCCUCUGUAAUGCUUGUCAGGGGACAUGUUGGCAACCUCAUAUAAAGUGUACUAAAUGCGAUUUUGCUAUGUGUUAUACAUGUGCUACCAUUCCAAACGAAGUACACUACAAAUUCGAUGAGCAUCCUCUUACAUUAUGCCACGGAGAAAGCAGAAAGAGCAAGUACUGGUGCGAAGUGUGUGAGAAAAAACUAGAUACAACAAAAUGGUUCUACACAUGCAACAAAUGCUGCACUACUGUCCACCGUGAAUGCUUAUUCGGGUCAACUGUUUAUAUGCAGCCUGGUUCCAGAUUCAACUACGUAUACGGAACGGUGGAAGUUUUCCGCAACAGUCAUAACAGUCGACUGGUUUGUCGUAAAUGUUUUCAUUCGUGCACAGAUUCCGUCUACUUCAGAGGCUACAAGUCCCAACAGACGUUUAUUUCAUACAAAGGCUACGAGCAGCAUGAGAUGGCUAUUUGUUCUUUGACCUGUUUAAAACUAGAGAUGCUCUUCUGGUAGGUCUUAAUGCAACUUCUGUUUAGCUAUGUAAUGUUAUGCUUUACCUAAAGACUACAAGUAUGUUAGAUGUUGUUACAUCUAUUCAUAUUAUUUGAAGACUUUUGCAUAAAAGUUACUUUUGUUUCUUUCUGUUGAAACCAUUAAAAGAUUUG
Molecule: messenger RNA, 2132 nt
Organism: Arabidopsis thaliana (thale cress)
Lineage: Eukaryota; Viridiplantae; Streptophyta; Magnoliopsida; Brassicales; Brassicaceae
Product: Cysteine/Histidine-rich C1 domain family protein
Exons: 1
Coding region: 22-1980 (652 amino acids)
Source: RefSeq, marked reviewed